GUGAUGUCACCUCACUCCUGUACGGGCAUCCAUUCCACCCACACUCUCUCUCCAAAGCGCACACGCAGCUUUACGCACGGAGGUGUGUUGCAGAAAAGCGACUAUACUCGUGGAGCACUGGAUUGUAAACUCUGUUGUGACAUUUUCCACACUCCCAUUUGUGCAUAUGGACAAUCUGAAGCAGUCAUGACGACGGUAUGUCUAUUUAAGGAGAUAUAUUUAUACAGGUACUGUGUCUUAUGUGGGCUUGACUCACUUAAGCAUUGCGCACAACGCGCCUCCACGCGUUAGUGGAACCAAGCUCAGUGCACCCAGUCUUUGUUGCUUGAGGAAAGCACAGGGUGCAAAACAACCAACAUGAUACGAAAUAUCAAAGUGGAGCCGGAAUGGAUUUAAUACAGUUCAAUCUGUCGGUGGAAAACGUCUCCAGCGAUGAGAACAACACGGACGCGCCGUAUGCCUUGCCACACACGGUUACAGCCACUGCGCUCAUCAUUGUGGUUGUUUCUGUGAUCAUCCUGGUGACUAUUGUGGGUAACGUGUUGGUGAUUGUGGCCGUCCUAACUAGCCGGGCUCUCCGUCCGCCACAGAACCUCUUCCUGGUCUCCCUGGCAUCCGCGGACAUCCUGGUGGCAACGCUAGUCAUCCCAUUCUCCCUUGCCAAUGAGGUCAUGGGAUACUGGUUAUUUGGGAGUACUUGGUGCGCCUUUUAUCUGGCCUUGGACGUCUUGUUUUGCACCUCAUCCAUAGUGCACCUGUGCGCCAUCAGCCUGGACCGCUACUGGUCUGUUACGAAAGCAGUCAGCUACAAUCUGAAGCGGACACCUAAGCGCAUCAAGUCUAUGAUCGCCAUAGUGUGGGUAAUAUCUGCUGUCAUCUCCUUCCCUCCUCUCCUAAUGACCAAACAUGACGAGCGUGAGUGUCUGUUGAACGACGAGACCUGGUACAUCCUCUCCUCCUGUGUGGUGUCCUUCUUCGCUCCGGGUCUCAUCAUGAUUCUUGUUUACUGUAAGAUCUAUAAAGUGGCCAAGCAGCGCUCUUCCACCGUGUUCGUGGCUAAAAACGGACUGGAAAGGCAGCCGUCUCAGUCAGAGACCUGCUUCGUCCGGAAACAGGACCGCUUCGAGAUGGAGAGCCCCAGCAGCCAGAGCUCCGGCAGCAACCAGCCCAGGCAAGGCGAGUUGGACGACAUCGACCUGGAGGAGAGCUGCUGCGCGUCGGAUACCAAACCGCGCAAUCAUCGCUUCACUAAGAGAAGAAAGGUCGAGGGCUCGGACUGCUGCCCUCCCCAGAACUGCCGCCUCUCCUGGGCUUCAGCUCGGGCAUUACAGCUCUACCCGGAGCAGAAGACCCAGGCUCGUAGGCAACAGCUGGCAGCAGCCAACAAAACUAAAGUGGCCCAGAUGCGCGAGAAACGUUUCACUUUUGUGCUGGCUGUAGUGAUGGGGGUGUUUGUGCUCUGCUGGUUCCCUUUUUUCUUCACUUACAGCCUGCAUGCUAUCUGCAGAGACAGCUGCUACAUCCCUGGCGCACUUUUCAAUCUCUUCUUUUGGAUUGGUUACUGCAACAGCUCCGUGAACCCCAUCAUAUACACUAUUUUCAACAGGGAUUUUAGGAAAGCAUUUAAGAAAAUCAUAUGCAGGACUUCAAAACGCACAUAAACACAGAAAGGGACUAGUAUUCUGUUUGGCCUCAUUUAUUGUACAGAGAUGAGAAGGAAGGAAUUCUUUUAUUUGACUCUUUUUACACACAUGACAUCAUUUUAAUGUAACUACUGUGAGUGUUGUGUAUAAGUACAUGAAAAGUCUAUGAAUAAAAUUUAAAGUUAGGCAGAACUAAAGGCAAAUUUCACUGCUUUAAAUCUGCAAACAUGAUUGAAUUUGUGAAUGCAUUAAAGUUGAGUUAUAAUAUAUAGGUCAGUGCAUAAUGCACCCUGCAGACCUGCUCUUCUGAACAAGAGAUCUCUGUAUCAGAGCAAUCUUUUAUUCUGCAGCGAGCAGAAGAAAAAGAGUCUUCAGAGUAAAACUGAAUGUAGCUGGAUUCCCGUGGUGGAGGCUGCUUCAAAGUGGGUGUUUGUGUUGGGAUAUAAAGAAGAUUGAUCUGCUCCAUCUAUAAGAUAUGAGCAGAGGGAGAAAAAAAGCAAUCAAAGCUUGUGAGUGAGUGUGUGUGUCACAGAUGAAGAUUAAAUUAAUUCCUGGAAUGACUUAAAGAAGGUUUAUCACCAUGUGCAGCAUGGCUGAAAUAUUUGGCCUUAUUACAGGUAUAAUUCAGAUUUAUCUUUUCAGUUACAGCCACAGCCAGGCCUUCUUCUUAUCACUGAACCCCCAAACUUACGUAAGAGUUUAAUCUCACAGCCCGACCAAAACAUCACACCAGCUUGCAGGAGAACAAUGGCCAAGCUAAAAGCUGAGUGUGCUAAAUCUGCUGGAUAAAUCUGUGUUUUUCAUUUCGACACCUUCGGUAAAUAUUUAAACCUUGUGACAUCAUAAUCCUGCUAUAUAACCUGGAUUCAGUGUCAUAUGGGACAGAGAUCAUUUGGGGGUUAUUGCCCGGCAGUAUGACUUUCACACUGAGUUGAAUCUUUUCAGAUAAAUCGUGAGAACAAGCCUUGACAAACUGUGAGAAUCCUGAGCGUGCAAGAAAAGAGUGCUCACAUGUGACACAGAAAUAAAAUAGUCCUGCCUCCUCGCUCUUAUAAAUAACAUCACUGGACACGGCUUUACCGGGAAAAGCUGAACUUCCACUGGCUUCAAAUCUUCAUGAUUCAUUCAAAGAUCUUUAUAUAAACUAACCAGGCUCAGGCUGUAAUCCUAAAGCAGUGAAAAUGUCUUGGAAUUAUGGUUUCAACAAUAUAAGAUGUUAUGAGAUUUAAAGGAUAUAUGUGAGCUCUGCUUUUUCCAUACAGUCUCAGAAUGUGGUCAGACCAUAAUGCAUUGUGGGACAUAAAGUGUAUGUGAAACGUCAAAAAUAUAUGAUGAAGCCCUAUGUUUCUCUGGGAAAACUGGGGUUAGGGAGAAGACGGCUGGCCAGCUCCGUAUCAGCUUAUUGUCUGCAUGGGGGUGCACUAUUUAUAUCCUCUUAGGAAUGUCUUCAAAGCACUCCUACAGCUCACUGGCGCCUCGCCAAAGAUAAUCAUCCUGUUUGAAGGGUGUCGUGCUAAAAAGAAUUCUAAAAAAGUUGGAUGAAGUGUUUUUCUGUCCAUAUUGAUGAGACUGUUGUUAAAAUAUCAUCAAGGGAAAGAAGAGUGAAGGUGGAGGCAUGCCUUUCCUUUCUCACUUGAUGUGCCGUAACAUUUUAUUCAUGAACACAAUUAGACAGAAGUAGAGCUGGAGUGAGGAGAGAAACUUUCUCUCAAAGGGAUUCACAAACUCUUGAAACAAAUGAAAUGUCUGGGCCGUGUCGCGUUCAGAAGAGGUGGUAAAAUGAGCUCCAUCUUUAUCUUGAGGACUUACUGGGGUGGAAGUGAUGUUAAUUGGGCUGUGUGUAACGUAAUGGGAUGUUGUGUGUUACAUGUAACUUAAUUUCUCCUGAGAGCAUGGCCAUCACUCUUAAUGUCUGUCGCAUUGUCUGAUGUGCCAAUAUUUACAUGAACACUCGUGUAAUUUUCCUCCCAAUAGUAGACUGAUUACUAUCCAACAAGAUACGCCGGUCCCUUGUUAAAUCUCGCUUCCCAAUUCAAUUAUCUUUUUAAUCAACUGCUCUACAUGCAGCCACAGCAGAGCAGCAUGCAUUUAGUUAGCUGUUCACUUUUCUUCAGCUAUGUGAUGUCUUUUACUUUAGUGCAGAGCUUUGUUACUGUAUUGAAGAUUUUGAUUGGUUUAUAUGAAGCUGUCAUUGUAGCUUUCAAAUUAAAAGAACAUUUUAUCAUAAAUUACUGCUGAGGCCUAUGGAGGUUUUAAGUCAGUGCAGCCCUUAAUUUUUGUCUUCCAGGUUUCACAGGUGCCAUUUCUGUGGGUGCUUCAGGGUCUGAGCACCAACAGAGAGCACUCAUGAGUACCAGCAUGUCACUGCACUAACAAACUCUCCCCCACCAUUUUAACCUUUCAGUCUGUGGCACCUAAAAACAUACCCAUGUUGCUUUACUAAAUUAGUAACUUGAAUUUAAUCGCGGACCAUUCAUAAAGCAACACUUUCCUCAUCAAGGAGUGACAGCGAUGGUUAGUGGCAGACUCAGGAUGUUUGAGGGGCAGGGGCAGAAAUAAUAAAAGGGCACCUGCAGUAUGCUGUGGGGCAUCAAAAAAGUGAUCAAGCCUUUACAGUGGAAUAGUUAGAUUCCUUUUUUAAGGCAGGAGAAUGUCUUCUACUGAAUAUAUUUGAUGGAGCCAA
Cheilinus undulatus (humphead wrasse) is the source of this 4326-nucleotide messenger RNA. It is a transcript of the gene adra2db, whose product is annotated as adrenergic, alpha-2D-, receptor b. The transcript has a single exon. The record is from RefSeq and is a predicted model, not a curated record. Gene Ontology annotation, molecular function: alpha2-adrenergic receptor activity. The coding region runs from base 387 to 1661 and encodes 424 amino acids. Gene Ontology annotation, cellular component: membrane. Gene Ontology annotation, biological process: platelet activation; adenylate cyclase-activating adrenergic receptor signaling pathway; regulation of smooth muscle contraction. NCBI's taxonomy places the organism in Eukaryota, Metazoa, Chordata, Actinopteri, Labriformes, Labridae.